UUUGUGGCUUCGCUCCUCCCGCCCACCCAAAAAAAAAAGGCGAAGAGCGAAGUUUGUCCCUUUAUUCCCUUUAUCGCUCCCUUAACGUCCAAGCUGAUCCCUCCUCUAGUGCGCUGCGACCGAGCACAGGCCUUGAAUGUCGCCCACCAAGCCAGAGGAAGACCCUGCCACGAUGGCCAUAGAUGUCAGUCCAACGCCGGCUACUCCUACCAUUGACCUUGUUCCUGCUGCCGACCCAUUACCUUCUGCAAGCGAUGCUUCCACUUCCUUUCUUUCUAAGCCAGCACCCGUACUCUCUGCCUCCGAAUCGUCUUCUACACCCUCUUCUACUUCAAUAACUACGCCCGCUCAGCAGUCUGAUUCCUCAGCACAGAUCCAGGCGCGAACGUCAGGGCAGGAGCAAACCCAGGCAUCAGCAACGCCAGCCAGCCCUGUAGUGGGCGGAAACAACAACAGCAUCACCACAACUUCGACAAGAACCACCCAUGGACCCAUCACAACAAGUGUGCUAGAUAGAGGACCCCUGGGACUAACAUUGGAUGAGGAGCAGUGGGUCAAAGAUAAGAUGGAGUACGCAUUAUACGACUUCCAGGUUUUGGCAUUGGCAAUCAAGCGAUACAAGUGGCAAUUGGAUCAGGUUCCGCGAGAUGUCAGUCGACUGCAGAGUUUAAAGAAAAUGCACAUGAGCGACCCGCUCGAGUUUCUUCGUCAGAUCAAGAACAAGGAGUUCCGCUAUCCCGAAGGGCAAAGGACGCUUCCAGCACCCUCAAUCGAAUGGGCUAAAUAUCAGUUCCCUCCAGCAAAUCCCGUUGUUCCCACGAGAACUCAGCGUGCGACCUUCCUGAGUUCUGUAUCGUUCACAAACAACCGUGACAAGACCAAUACUAGUGUCGUUUCAAUUGCGCAAAGUAAUAACCGAUUAAGAGCAGAAUCACCAUCUAACGACCGUAUGCGUGCAGUCAAGGAGACAGCGAGAAGCUUGGGAAUUAACAUUGUUCACCAUCAUCAACCAACGUAUCACCAUCAUCAUUUCAAUCAGGACGCUGGAACCACGUCAGACCGGAUAGAGGCGAAUGGAACCGAAGACCGAUAUUCGAGAGACAUUAGGGAGCCAUCUAGGCGAACAUCACAGGAGGUGGGCCAGUUGGGACAAAGCUAUAAUUCAUUUGCAGGGGCGGGGGAUCGGGGUAGCAAUGAUAUGGAGGGUAUCAUCUAUGCCAGACAAGGAAACGAAACAGUGGGAGAUCGCACAGGAAGCACAUCGUAUUCUGUACAGACGAGCCAUCAGUUACCAGCGCCGCAACCGUCAUUUGACCACAAACCGAUCGACUCAACCCCCAUGGCGGCCCCUCAAAACCACACUAUCGACCACAGUCGUGGCUAUACCCCUAUCCAGUCUAGCGACAUUGGUGCCAACAGUAACAUCACCUACAAUCACAUGAGCGGUAGUGUCGAUAUUCAACCCAACAACACCGCAAGGCCUCGAGGUUCUUCACGGGAGGGAAGUGGAGUUCGCGACGAUCCUAAACCACCACUGUAUAACAUUCCCUGGAGUGAUGAGGAGCAACAGCUGUUGGAGAAACUGCUGGAGGUCUAUCCGGAUGAACCUGUGGCGGCGCAACGGUUCCAAAAGAUCUCGGCUGCAAUGGGAACGAGAACGCCCAAGCAAGUGGCAAGUCGAGUGCAAAAGUAUUUCAUCAAGCUGGUCAAAGCUGGACUUGAGGCACCUGGACGUAUGAACUACUCGCUGGAGACGUCGAAACCCAAGAGCAAGGGAGUGUCUGCAACUGCCAAGGGAAAGAAACGGAAAGAAGGUCCUGCGGGUACCGUGCCCGGCGAAGGAGCUGCUUCGAAGAGCAAGGCAGCUCGACCCAGGAAGAACGAGGCGAGCAUGGAAGCAGGACGGUCCGGAUCAGGGGCGGGAGCAAAAAGGAAACAAAAGGCCAAAUCGCUUUUGGGGAGCGGAUUUGGAAGGACUUCAGGAACACAGUAUUUGAACUACUCUUCUGCGCCAACUGUAUAUAUGAGCGAGGCGGAUGACGAAGAUAGUGUCCAGGACAUGCUGGCGGUCAGCAGCAAUGGUGUCGGCAGUAAUGGUCCGAUGAGCAGUUCACGAAGAGAAAGCGCUGAUAAUGGGGUCGCUACUCACUUGGGCUACUCUUGCGACUCCUGUGGAGUGGAACCAAUUCUUGGGAUUAGAUACUCUUGCAUUGACUGCGAGGAGCUUGGAGGCACGGAUUUGUGUGGAUUGUGCUACAAUUCUGGGCAGUACCAUAACGAACUCCAUCUGCUGUCACAUCGCUUUCAGGCCAUCGAAAGCGCCGAUGUACCGGCGUAUAGUCACGACUACAGAGUCUCAAUUGCGGGACCAAGUGGGACCAAUACCAUCCACCACCCAUGAAAAUAAAUAAAAGAAAAUGAUCUCUCUCGCGCAAUCAAUGGUGUGGAUUGGACUUCUCGUGCAAUCUGCCCUCAAGUAGGG
This is a messenger RNA of Gamsiella multidivaricata, 2482 nucleotides long. RefSeq lists its product as uncharacterized. The transcript is spliced from 4 exons. Lineage: Eukaryota; Fungi; Mortierellomycota; Mortierellomycetes; Mortierellales; Mortierellaceae. The coding region runs from base 137 to 2401 and encodes 754 amino acids. The record is from RefSeq and is a predicted model, not a curated record. Gene Ontology annotation, molecular function: zinc ion binding.